AUGUCUCCGUCACGCAGCCCUGAUUCAAGCUUCCGAGAGGCUGGCUCGCGUCCCCGCCCGGCACUCCCCCAGCCCACCCGAGGACGUGGGUGCCGCCGGCCCGGGGGUGGCUCGGAGGGCAGGGCGGGAGGGUCGGCCGGUGGGCGGCGCCUCUCCAGGCCCGAGGCUGCUCGGGGCCGACGCCGCCCUCGGCCUCUCGCCGUCCCUCCCUCCUGCACGCCGGCGCCUCGAGGCUGCGCUUCCUGCGUCCCCAUCCCGGUCCCGGCGCGGGCGGUGCGCCCUCUCCGCCACCGCCUCGCUGGGUCGGGACUCCCCGAGCCCUGGGAUCACAGCGCCCCGGAAGAGGCAGCCCGAGGGGACGGGGUCGUGGAGCCCCCGGUCCCCGGUAGUGCGACCGUGACCGAGCUGGCCCCGCAGCCGCCCGGACCUCUCGGCCGCAGCCGUCCACACAGGAUGCCUCGAACUUGCCCGAAGCCAUCCCUCGAGAGCUCAGCCGCUGUUUCUUUGGGGUGGCCCUAGGGAUUUUGUGCAGGGCGUGGAGCG
Molecule: messenger RNA, 543 nt
Organism: Herpailurus yagouaroundi (jaguarundi)
Lineage: Eukaryota; Metazoa; Chordata; Mammalia; Carnivora; Felidae
Product: wiskott-Aldrich syndrome protein homolog
Exons: 3
Coding region: 1-519 (172 amino acids)
Source: RefSeq, a predicted model, not a curated record